AUGUCCGGACUGCUAGCUAACAAAGUAGCGGCUAUCACCGGUGGAUCAUCUGGCAUCGGGCGAGCAAUUGCCCUUGAAUUCGCCAAAAAUGGCGCCAAAGUUGUCAUUAACUACUAUCCCAACGAGCAGGAAACAAGUCGAGCUAUAAGCCUGGGUAAUGAGAUUAAACAAUUGUUCCCCAACACGACAGAGCCCGUAUACAGCUCGGUUCCUGGAGAUAUUGGAGAUCCAGCCACCGGCAAGGCAUUAGUUGCAAAAGCUGUAGAUGAAUUUGGCAAACUUGACGUCUUUGUUUCGAAUGCGGGAAUCUGCCCGUUUCAUGAGUUCACAACAAUGCCUGAGGAAGUAUACUACCGAACGGUGAAGACGAAUCUGGACGGCGCUUUCUUUUCAACACAGGCUGCGGCUAACCAAAUGAAACUCCAGGGCACCGGAGGCUCUAUUAUAGGCAUUUCGUCCAUUUCAGCACUUGUCGGCGGAGAAUUUCAAACCCACUAUACUACUACCAAAGCAGGUGUGCUCUCCCUGAUGCAGUCUACAGCAGUGGCUCUAGGAAAGUACAAUAUCCGAUGCAACGCUCUACUACCAGGAACCAUCGAGACCGACAUCAACAAAGACGACCUCAAAGACCAAUCCAAACGAGACUACUUCAACAAAAGAAUACCACUCGGCCGACUAGGAGAACCGUCCGACCUAGCGGGCCCCGCGGUGUUCCUCGCAUCCGACCUCUCCAAGUACGUAACAGGGUCGCAAAUCCUCGUAGAUGGUGGGCUGUUUGUAAACCUCCAGUAA
Molecule: messenger RNA, 792 nt
Organism: Sugiyamaella lignohabitans
Lineage: Eukaryota; Fungi; Ascomycota; Dipodascomycetes; Dipodascales; Trichomonascaceae
Gene: SPS19
Product: Sps19p
Exons: 1
Coding region: 1-792 (263 amino acids)
Molecular function (GO): oxidoreductase activity, acting on the CH-OH group of donors, NAD or NADP as acceptor
Source: RefSeq, a predicted model, not a curated record